Chironomus riparius is the source of this 1773-nucleotide messenger RNA. Lineage: Eukaryota; Metazoa; Arthropoda; Insecta; Diptera; Chironomidae. The record is from the annotation of a GenBank genome assembly.
AUGAAAAUUCAAAUAAUUUUUUUGGCUGUUCUUUUAACAAAAUUUAACUUUAUUAGCUAUGCUAAUGGAAUGGAUCUUCCGGAUGACUUCUGUAAAGAUAUACCCAACGAACUCGUACCACAUCCAGAAAAUUGUUUUCAGUUUGUAAUUUGCAUUGGUGAAGUUUCUAAUAUUAGUACAUGUCCAUCUCCCUAUUUGGUCUUCUAUAAUGGGGAUUGUGUUGAAGGAGAUCCUGAAACGUGUCAAAUUGGAACAACGACAUCAACAACCUUGACUCCAACAACAUCAACAUCCAUAACAACCUUGACUCCAACUACGACAACCGAAUGGAGUCUUCCAGAAGAUUUCUGUAAUGGAACAAUUUACGGUGUCUUCCCGCAUCCCAACAAUUGUUUCCAGUUUGUUGUUUGCGUACAUGAAGUUCCAGGUAUUUUAAAUUGUUCAUAUCCAGAGGAGGUUUUUUAUAAUGGAGUAUGUGUUGAAGGAGAUCCUUUGACAUGCCAAAUUGUAAGGACUACAAGAAUUCCUGUUGAAACUGAUUUGCCCACAAAUGAACCAACAAUAACUGAAAAACCAUUGACAACUACAUCCAGGCUUCCAACAACAACACCAAUUCAUGUUCAUAGAUGUCCACCAAGUGGAUUCGGGUACAUUCCACAUCACACAAAUUGUAAUCGAUACUUUGAGUGUAUCAGAGGCAUUAGACAUCUACGAUUCUGUCAUGAAGAUUUGCUGUUCGAUUCUGUGUCUCUAAAGUGCACGUCACCUGAGCUUGCUGUCUGUGCUGGAUCGAAACUUCCAGAAUUACCUUCUCGUGAUGUUCCUAUUCUAACAACAACAAAAUCAAGCAUUCCUACACCGCCAUUAACAAUUAUUACACGCACAACAACAACAACAACUGAACCAAUUCCAACAACAACAGAGGAAAUUACAACAACAACUGAAAGAGGUCUUCCAGAUGAUUUCUGUGAUGGAGUCGAUUUUGAUUUAUUUCCGCAUCCCGACAAUUGUUUCCAGUUUGUUGUUUGCAUAAAUGAAGUUGCAAGUAUUGCCAAUUGUAGAUCGGCAGAGAUAUUUUAUGAUGGAGCAUGUGUCAAAGGGGAUCCUAUGACAUGUGAAAUUUUUACAACAACAACUUCAACAACACCAACAACAUCCACAACUACCUCGACUCCAACUACAACAACCUCGACUUUAACAACAACAACCUCAACUCCAACAACAACAACCUCUGCUCAAACAACAACAACCUCAACUCCUACAACAACAACAACUGAAAGUAGUCUUCCAAAUGAUUUCUGUCAUGGAAUCAACUUUGGUAGAUUUCCACAUCCCCACAAUUGUUUCCAGUUUGUUGUUUGCAUAAAUGAAGUUGCAACUAUUCUCAAUUGUGGAUCGGCAGAGAUAUUUUAUGAUGGAGCAUGUGUCAAAGGAGAUCCUAUGACAUGUGAAAGUUUUACAACAACAACUUCAACAACACCAACAACAUCCACAACUACCUCGACUCCAACUACAACAACCUUGACUUUAACAACAACAACCUUGACUCCUACAACAACAACAACUGAAAGUAGUCUUCCAAAUGAUUUCUGUCAUGGAAUCAACUUUGGUAGAUUUCCACAUCCCAACAAUUGUUUCCAGUUUGUUGUUUGCAUAAAUGAAGUUGCAAGUAUUGUCAACUGUGGAUCGGCAGAGAUAUUUUAUAAUGGAGUAUGUGUCGAAGGUGAUCCUUUAACUUGUGAAGUGUUUGCAAUAUCAACCACACAUUCUUAA